AUGGAUUCCCCUCAUAAGCGCAAGUGUCUCUCCAGCAAUCUGUUCUUUCUCUUCCUUCUUUUGUCCUCAAAUCUUCUGACCCUGUUCUUCUCCACCACCUAUUACUCGUCUUGCUCUUUAAAUCCCACGACAAACACUGCUACCAACACUGCCACCACUGUCAUCACCACAGGCUCCAUCAUUUCCGAUCCAGCUGCUAAAAACAGUGACGUUCAAGUAUCUGAUAACUCUCAGACACCAUCAGACCUCCCACCUGAGUUCAUCGCCUUCACAUCUCCACAAAAACUCCCAUUUGGAGUCAACCGAAAUUUUGAUUCUGACAAGCUCCUCCCUCCAGUUGGUCGUCCAUGCACUCUCUUUCCUGAUGAACUUCGCCACUACAUGUCAUACAAGGUCAAUGGAUCCUGCCCUGAUGAUGAGCUCUUAGCCCAAAAGCUCCUUCUUAAGGGUUGUGAGCCACUCCCUCGCCGUCGUUGCCGUCCGGCUGCUGCACAAGAAUAUGUUGAACCCUACCCUCUCCCUGAUAGCUUUUGGUCCACACCAUCUGAUUCAUCAGUGGUUUGGACAGCAUAUACCUGCAAGAACUACUUGUGUCUCAUCAACCGCGUGCACAACCAAAAAGGCUUUGAUGAUUGUAAAGACUGUUUUGAUCUCCAAGGUAUAGAGAAGACUCGGUGGGCUGGAUCGAAGAGUGGUGGUGGACUUGACUUCACCAUUGAUGAAGUACUGGCGGUAAAGAAGCCUGGCACAAUCCGAAUAGGGCUCGACAUUGGAGGUGGUGUGGCCACAUUUGCUAUACGGAUGAGGGAAAGGAACAUUACUGUUGUAACAACCUCCAUGAACUUGAAUGGUCCUUUCAACAACUUUAUAGCAUCAAGAGGCGUUGUUCCUCUGUACAUAAGCAUUUCUCGGAGACUUCCCUUCUUCGAUAACACACUUGAUAUCGUGCACUCGAUGCAUGUAUUGAGUAACUGGAUACCAACCACCCUGCUGCAUUUCUUGUUCUUUGACAUCUACAGGGUGCUGAGGCCUGGAGGACUGUUUUGGCUUGACCAUUUCUUUUGUGUGGAUGAGCAGUUGGAGGAAGUUUAUGCCCCGCUUAUCAACAGCAUUGGCUUCAACAAGGUGAAGUGGAUAAUAGGACGAAAGUUAGAUCGAGGGCCGGAGCUCCGGGAGAUGUACCUUUCGGCAUUGCUGGAGAAGCCAUUACAGAAUUCUUGGUGA
This is a messenger RNA of Ilex paraguariensis (yerba mate), 1224 nucleotides long. NCBI's taxonomy places the organism in Eukaryota, Viridiplantae, Streptophyta, Magnoliopsida, Aquifoliales, Aquifoliaceae. The record is from the annotation of a GenBank genome assembly.